GACUCAAUUUAUCGAGGCGCAUCCAGUGAGACGAACGCCCUGUGAAUUUCUGGAGGCCUUUCACGGUUACUGCAGUGAGAAGCAGACUGGUGUAGUGUGUGCUGUAAGCUGCAGAACCUGUCAAUAAAGCUGUUCAGUGGUUCGGUGUCGGAACCGCUUGCACCAGAUCCCUGUGUGUUCCCUCCAAGGCAUCCUGCAACGUUUUCUUUCUCUAAACGCCGUAGCUCCCGUCGACCCGCCCCAUUGUCAGUAGUUUGUUCCCCGACAGCUUCUUCAAAAUUGGGACAGGGCAGAUUUUUUAUUUUUUUGUCUGUAUAUUGGACCUAAUUCUAACCCCUACAUAGCAACAUGAGUUCCCCUGACUAGUAGAUAAAAGCUGUGUUUAGGGAAAGCUUGAGAGAUAAUUGUUUUUUUUUUACUAAUUAGUCCCUUUUAAAUAAGUUUAAAGUUUAGUCUCAACAGUUAGAUGUUAAACUAACCUUGUAAUGUACCGUAUUAUCCCGAAUUAAAAUGGUUGCAUUCUGCCAUCUCAUUAAACACAUAUUCUGUAAUUGUUAAAGGUUGGGACCAUCCAUUAUCGGGGGAAACGGGAUAUUUUGUCUUGUUGGGCCGGUUAAGAGAGCCGUUAAAACCAGCAGCUUCUUCAAUUUUCAUUUUAUUUAUUUUUUUGUAUAAUUUGUGGCAUUAAAGGUGCUUAUACAGGAGAAAUCAUCGCUUUACCAAUGAAACAAUAGGUGUAAAACCUGUUAAACGUUUACCAAGCCCAAUUAUGCUGAUUGCUUUCUCAUGACGAGCAGCCAUAUUUGGUUGAUUACGAUGAGUUUUAAAGAAAGCAUUUGUGAGAACACUUGUAAAAGUAACUUGUUUUGAUCUUGGGGUCUGAACUAUAAUAGUUCUCAUACCUCUAAAGAGAAUGAAAUCGCCUGCAGUAGGGACAGAUGCCAAAAAAGCACAGCUAACACAGCAUUUUUGCCCAUAUAAACCAUUUUGGACAGAUUCUUGAGGUCUGUUUUGAAGAAAUGUCAAACGCUAAUCCCCAGCGCGUGUUGCUCCGUGUCCUGGCCUGGGCCGUUGUUUUGAUGCCUGUUCGGUGUGUUGAAAAGCUGCUGAUGUUGUGAAGACUUGAGUGGACUGGACACGGAUGUGGUGAACUGUCUGGGCUCAUCCUCCAGUAUGUGUCGCGGAGGCGAGUUAACAUUUUUAAUCUGUAUACCUUUGAUUCCCCCGCAGACGGACUCCUCUCCUUCUCUGACUCUCGCCCAGCUCGCCAAGAUCCCAAACCUGGUCGACGCAAACGCUUCAGAAGAGGACAAGAUUAGAGCCAUGAUGUCUCAAUCGAACCAUGAAUACGAUCCAAUAAACUAUUCCAAGAAAGCAGUUGGACCCCCACCAGCUCAUUAUACCUGCUAUCGCUGCAACAAGAGCGGUCACUACAUCCGGAACUGCCCCUUGCUAUUGGUACAGGAUAAAAGUGUGGAGGGUCCCAAACAAGUAAGAAUCAGUAAGGGCAUACCGCAGAGCUUCAUGGUGAAAGCUGACCCUGGCGCCAAGGGAGCAAUGUUGACGAGCACCGGAGAGUAUGCUAUACCUGCCAUAGACGCGGAGGCCUACGCUCAAGGAAAGAAGGAACGCCCUCCGUUCGUUCCCCACGACCAGUCGUCAUCCGAGGACGAUACCGACCCCAUCCCAGACGAACUCCUGUGUCCCAUCUGCAAUGACCUGAUGACCGACGCGGUCGUCAUACCCUGCUGCGGAAACAGUUACUGCGAUGAUUGCAUCAGGACUGCUCUGCUGGACUCUGAGGAGCACACCUGCUACUCUUGCAAACAGUCGGAUGUUUCACCCGAUAACCUCAUCGCCAACAAGUUUCUUCGACAGGCUGUGAACAACUUCAAGAAUGAGACUGGAUACACCAAACAUGGACGGAAGCCGGUCCACCACGCCGCUCCCCUUCCCCCUCGCCCUCAGUUGGUCCGGCCUUUGCAGUCAAGACAGCAGGAUCCUCUCCUGGUCAAUGCUGCUAUCCCUCCACCUCCCGCCGCGAUUGCACCAACUAUAGUUCCUAAAGUAGAAGUCCCAACUCCUACACCUGUGACGGCUGCUGCUCCUCCUGUUGUUGUUGCUUCUGCUCCUCCUGUUUCCAUCGCCACUUCUGCUCCUCCCGUCUCCACCACGGCGGCUGCCUCUCCUGUUUCUACCGCUCUGUCUGUUUCCACCGCCUCUGUCGCUCCAUCCGUUCCCGAACCCUCAACAACUCCCGCGACUCCAAGUCCUCCUCCUCCUCCUGCUGCUGCUGUUGAACACAAGGAGGCUUCACCAGUUCCUGCACCCGCUGGUGACUGCCAUUCACCUGUGGUCUCAAAUAGCCAGGGAGAGCCACCCUCACCAGGGGAGAGCGAUCCAGAACCUCCUGUGACACGAGCUGCUUCUGGGACCCCUGAAAGACCGUCACAGCGCUACAGUUUACCCGUGCUUGGCCACCUGCCGCCUGCAAGACCAAAUCAUCCAUCAGGUCACCAAACACGAUCCAACCCACCUCACCGAGGAGGAAACAGACACUGGUACAGAAACAGAGGAGAGCAUCCUUCCUCUCAUGUGCGGACGGCUCAACCUCCUGCACCCGCCCCUCAAAUCUACCCAGCCGCCCUGUACCCACCGGUACCGCAGCCCUACAUUCCUCAGUACAGCUCAGGGCCGGGCCUCAUCCCGCCUCCCACUAUUAGUUUCCAGCCUCAACCUCUCUACGCGCCUGGACCCCCUGGGCUUAACCCCCCAUGGGUCCCCCAGGGUGCCCAGCCCCCCCUCAUGCCACUACCGCCCUCCAUGUCGCAGCCUCCUCUCUCAAAAGAAGACUUCUACAGACAAAGACACCAUCGUCAGGACAAAGUCACGUCCAAACUGGAUGAGUUCACGAAAGAUUUCCACGAGGAACUCAUGAAAUACAGAAAUGCAUCGAAGAGACGAAGGCGAUCGUAUUCCAGGUCCAGGUCAUACAGCCGCUCUCCGUUCAGCCGCUCACCCUUCAGCCGCUCCCCGUAUUCUCGCUCUAGAUCCAGAUCUAGAUCCAGAUCCCGAUCUUACUCGUUCUCUCCCAGUCGAUCCCGUUCUCGAUCCCACGGCCGGUCCUAUCCCCGCUCCCCGUAUUCCAGACGUAACGGACGUAGCUACGGACGAUCGAGAUCGAGGUCCCGCUCUCGUUCGAGGUCCUACGUCUAUCGGCGUUCCGGCUCGCCUCGAUCUCCUCCUCCCUACCGGGGAGGAGGCUGGGACGGAGCAGAAGGUCCCAGACCCUACCGGUCUCGGACGCGGUCGCGCUCCCCUGGCGGCUACCGGAACCGCAGCCCCGGUGGAAAGAAGCCCCCUCCUCGGGAGCUACAAGCAUAUGAGCUAAAGGGACAUAGUCCUGCCAGUCAUGAUCGCUGGGAGAGAGAAAGGUACCGACAGUGGGAGAAGGAGUACGCAGACUGGUACAACAAGUACUACAAAGACUUCAACAACCAGCAUCCCUCCGUGCAUCACCGAGGACACGGCAGCAGAGACCGAGAACGGGAGAAAAUACCGCCGCCGUCCAGAGAUUAUUCCCCCCAGGGAAGAGGAAGACGAGGGAAAGAGGAGAGAGGUGACCCGCCCCAUAAUCCUCCGUUGUCGUCUUCGUCGGGAGCAAAGUCCAGCACCAAGGUCCUGAAGUCAAAGAAGAUCAAAAAGAAGAGGUCUGGGGAGGAGCCAGAGCAGUCUCUGCACAGAGGGGAUGCCACUCCGGUCAGAGACGAGCCGAUGGAUGAAAUAUCGUCCAACUCUAAAACGUCGCCCAUCUCCUCAAGGCCUCUGCCUUUAGGGGGCGCUGCCACGCCUAAAGCUACAUCUUCCAAAGGCACAGCUGCACCGGCUAAACCCGCCACCAAGUCAACGUCAAAGACCCAGGCCGAGCAAGCGAAGGAAAAGCUUCCGAAGGUGAAAGCUAAAGCUAAAACGCAGGUUAAGGCAAAAAGUGAGAAGGUGAAGAAAAAGCCCGGAGAAGGCGUGACGAACACCAAGAAGGACUCGACCACCCUGUCCGCUGUCAAGCUGGUGAAGACUAUGAAGACCAAGUCGGACGACGCCUCGAACUCGGCCACGCCCAAAAAGGAGAAGCCAAAAAGCUCUGCGGUGAGACCGGCCGCCAAGACGCCUCCCACUUCCUCCCCAAGUCAGCCUCCGCCUCACCACUCUCUGCACGAGAGCCCCCGCUCCAGCUACGACUCGCAAAGCAGGCGAGAUCUUCCCAAGAGCUCCAGCCUCCUCCCUCUGCACAGAGCCCCCCUCCUCCCCGCGCCUCCGUCCCCCAUAGACGGCCGGAGGAGGAUGGGGGAGGACUGCCGCUCUCUCCUCGGACCCCCGGACAAGCUGAGGAGAAUCGACGGAGGGGGCGGCAUGUCCCACCUCCAUCCGACCCCGUUUCACCGACUCCCGCUCUCCUCCUCCUCCUCCGACCGGCCCGCCAUACUCCCCCUGAUGGGGACCCGGGAGCUGGGCCGGAUGGAUUCAGACCGAGGACAUGCGGCCGAUGUUCCGAAGCCAAUGAGGAGGAUCAAGCUGAACAGAGAUCUGGGAAGAAGAGGCAGCAGUGAGACGGCACCUUCAGACAGAACCCAGUCCAGCUCUGAGAAAUCUUCCUCCAGCUCGGAUCGAUCGGCCGCAGCUCACGGCUCUGAGGGAGACAGACACAAGAGCGCGUCCGAGGGAGGAGGAAGGAAGGAGCCACCGACGUCCGCAGAUAGAGGCGUUUCCCGGGAGCGGCCGAGCAGCGCUGGAGACAGGCACCGUGGGUCUGACAGAGAGAGAGACAGAACCUCUGCUUCAGACAGAGACAGGGAUUCAGGCCUGAACCGGGAGCGGGACAAGGACAAGCCAUCUGGGUCAGGCCAACAAAAAGUGUCCGAGGACAGAGAUGAGGAGGGAGAAAAGGUGAAGGCAGAGCGAAAAAACCCCAGCAGUGCAACUGCAGGAGGCCGGUCCGUCUCCGUGGAUAAAAUGACGAUCGGAGAGAAAUCUGCCAUUUGUAGGAAAGUGGCAGAUCCGGAGAAACCGAGCGCGUCCUCUAAGGAGAGAGCCGACGGCUCGGAGAGAGCCGCUAAAGCUGACAGGAGUCGGUCCAAGGACAGAGCGGAGAGGAGCAGCCACUCAGGAGAAAAAUCAGCCGCGGCUCAAAGAGACGCGGUCAAAGAUGGCCAGGAGGCGGCAGCGAAAAGCAGACCCAGGAUCAGUCGGAAGGCCCUGCCGAGCUACGUGGCUACCUCCACGAGCAGGUCGGCUCCAGAGAAAAAGCCGGACUCCAACAAAGAGCCGAAGAAGAGCUCCUCCUCCUCCUCCUCUAAGCCUGCCGAGCAGCCUGCACCGAGCCCCCCGAGGAGCCAGGACCGCAGCCCGAGUGUCAGCCCGCCUCCCAGCCCGGCUCAGGAGGUGCCGCUCAUUCAGCCUCCUCCACGCUCCAAGUGGGAGAGAGACGAUGACGAAGAAGGCCUGGAUGAGGAGCCCACCCCGCCCGCCAGGGACCCCUCGACGUCGCUGCAGAGAAACCGAAGAACCGAGGCCCAGUUCAGCACGCCUAAACCCGUACGAAGCGAAGCCCGGGAGGCCCCCAAGGAGAAGGGAGCGGUCAGGGAGGAGAAGAAGGGGAAGACGCAGAAGGAGGCGGGCAAGGGUGGCAGGACCACACCAAAAGACGCAGACAAACCGCACAGACCCAAGUCUGUCAGGGAGGAGAGCAGAGGAACAAAGGAGGAGAGGAGACCGUCCGUCAAAGAGGAGAGAAGAGGAGGAGGGGGGACGGGGAAGGAGGAGAGAGCGGCCGGAGGACGAGAGGAGAGCCGCAACCCAGAGCCCCGGAGGCAGCGGCUGUGCUCCGACCUGACCCGCGAGACCGACGAGGCGGCCUUCGUGCCGGACUACAGCGAGGGCGAGGGCUCGGAGCCGGAGAGGGGCCGGAGCGGCAGCCCCGCGCCGUCGCUCAGCCAGCCCUCCCAGAGCCCCUCGCUGAGCAACCAGAGCGGCUCGGCCACCGCCGCCGCCGCCGACAAGAAGAAGAAGAAACACAAGAAGCAGAAGAAGCACAAGCACAAGCACAAGAAGCGCGGCAGCCAGGACAAAGACAACAAGGAGCCCAAGCAACACAAGAGCAAACACAAGAAGAAGAAACGCAAAAAGAGCAAAGACACGGCGACUGCGGAGGAAGAGGAGGAGGAGGAAGAGGAGAAGGAGAAACCAGAGGAAGAGGCGCCGUGCUAACACCCUGGCCAAAAAAUGAUGACAGCCUGUGAAGUUGUAGUUGAACGGGUGGGGACGGUGGUUCAGGAGGAGCUUCUUUGUGUUAUUCGGACAUUUGCUGCUGGACACAUCUGGGUCUCUGGACACAUCUGGAUCUCUGGACACAUCUGGGUCUCUGGACACAUCUGGGUCUCUGGACACAUCUGGAUCUCCGGAUCUCCUGCCGGGCCUGGCUGGUCCGGACAGACGCCGCGGAGCUCAGCGCCUGACCAGGAAGGACCGGCUGAUCACGGCCGUCUGUAACCGAUAGGAACACUACACACUGUACUCAGGGAUGUGAUUGCUUCCUGCAGAGGAGGAAUUGCUGCUCUUUCCUCCGCUGGUUAAUUUGUACAUAAAGAUUUGCUUUAAAAUCAUUUCUCCCUCGGUUCUCUUCGCUCACGUCCGUUUGCUUUUCCAUGGUUAGAACGUUGAACAACUGUCGUUUUUAUUCGCAUCUGUUGACCCGUUUCUUUGUAGGGAACUCUGCGAGGAGCUUUGCAUGUUUUAGCGUUUAUUAUUUAAAAACAAAAAAAAAUUAUUCUCAACUCUGAGUAUCUUAUUAGAUUAUGCUAGUGCUACUUAUUUUUUGUUGUAUUAGACUAAAUCUACAUGAAACAUUUUUGAUGGCUGAUUUUUCGCAAAGUUAAAUGAAAAAAAAUAAAAGGUACAAGGAAAAAUAAAGUUUAUUUAGCUAAAACUUACAAAAUUUCUGGUUUUGUUUCUUGUGAAAAGCAGAGGAUCGCAGACACUGAAUUGUGUAAAUCAAGGAUGUUUAUUUAAUGACGCGUCAGUCGUGCUUCUAAGGUACAGUCGCUGCAUCAGAAUGUGUUUGUGGGUGAAGCUGGUGUGAAAAUGAUAACGUUUCUUUUUUUUUAAAUAAAAAAUGGUUUUUGAACCCAACAAAA
Molecule: messenger RNA, 7190 nt
Organism: Fundulus heteroclitus (mummichog)
Lineage: Eukaryota; Metazoa; Chordata; Actinopteri; Cyprinodontiformes; Fundulidae
Product: E3 ubiquitin-protein ligase RBBP6
Exons: 17
Coding region: 1174-6264 (1696 amino acids)
Biological process (GO): ubiquitin-dependent protein catabolic process; protein ubiquitination; mRNA processing
Cellular component (GO): nucleus
Molecular function (GO): ubiquitin protein ligase activity; nucleic acid binding; zinc ion binding
Source: RefSeq, a predicted model, not a curated record